Fukomys damarensis (Damara mole-rat) is the source of this 4353-nucleotide messenger RNA. RefSeq lists its product as uncharacterized. The transcript is spliced from 3 exons. The coding region runs from base 1 to 690 and encodes 229 amino acids. The record is from RefSeq and is a predicted model, not a curated record. NCBI's taxonomy places the organism in Eukaryota, Metazoa, Chordata, Mammalia, Rodentia, Bathyergidae.
AUGCAUUUAACAGAUGGAAUGCUAGCGGAGCUCAUUAGCACACAAAUUGGCCAAUCGGAAGAGAGGCAGGACCCCCAAGAUGGCCUGCUUUCCGUGGCGUCUCCCGGAAGUAGUGGGGAUACCCGGAGCUUGAUCCCCGAGCCCACCUCGUCUGGAAGCAGGCGGCCGCCUCGUCCCCAAAGAAUCUUCAGUGGGCAGCUGUCCUCUCCGGUGCCAGAGCUGUCGCUGGGAGGCGAUAGGGACUGCCUCCUCCGAAGGCCGCUGCGCCCUCUUAUCGUCCACUCAGUAGAUAAACCGGAAGUUUGUGCUGCACCUUGGGGUAGACCUGUCCGAGGGAAAGCUGUGGCAGAGCAGCAGUUGCGGAGGAGCACCUAUUCUCUCAACUUUUCUCUCAGUCUCCCUUGUCCAGGCAGCUUGCUUGGCAGGAGGGAGACUGAGCAGCGGGAACGGGCGCUCGCGAGUGCAUUUGGAAACUGCUUCCGGCAGGAGGCACGGUGUCAGCCUGCCACGUUCCGCCCUACUAGGGGCGCUGUCACAAAGCCACCUAGAGUCCAAAUACUCUGCUGCUCCGAGAGCGUGGCAGCCGCGUGGUCAGCCUGCUCUCCACCCACCUUUGCGCUUUGGUGUGCUUGUUGGCCAAGCCUGGCGACAGUGCAACCCAGCAGCCUGUUCAUCUCUUUUACAGUGUAACUUACAGCGCUGACCCUUAUUACUUGCUGGGACCUGGAAAUUACAAACCUAAUAAUUUCUAAAGUGCUUGUAUUUGUAUUUGUUUUGUUUCGGCUUUCCGGUAGAGAAAGUUGUUUAAAGCUUCACAACGUUCUUCUUUCUGGGUUUUUUGUUUUGUUGAGAUGUGAGGCCUAAUGCAGCUUGCCUUCAUUAAGAUUGUGACUUAAGUCUCUGCCCAUCCUACAUAGGCCCUCUCCUAACACCCCCACCAUGGAAAUGACCUAAUCACUGGACAGUGCUCACACUGCUGUUUUACUCAUCUUCCAUUCCAUUGUUCAUGCUUGUGGUUUUUUGUUGUUGUUGUUAUUUGUUUUGAGAUACUGGGGCAAUCUUGAACCCAGGAUUUUUGCACUAACCGACAUGUGUUUGCUUGUUUGAAAGAGACUCCCUUAGUCUCUGUUACUCAGGCAAGUAUUGAAUUUGCUACCCUCCCACAUCAGCUUCCCAGAGUGCUUUAUUUGCAGGUAUUGUAUUAAUUUUUGAGGAGCUACUACAUCCCCAUCAUUAUGCUGAAUGCCAUGGGGAACAAACAAGAAGCAGGCUUUAGCAUCAGUGUAAAAAAGUUAAUAUAUGGGCUUUUUAAAAAAAAUCAGCAUAUUGAUACCAGCGUUAAAACAGAAAUGUGUAAGUAAAGCAGUCUAAGAUCUGUUAAACUCUCUGUUACAUACCCCUUGCUGGUUGAUCUUGUAAUCUGCAGCUACUUAAAGUUCCUCGGUUUAUGAAGUCCUAAACAACCCUGUCAUGGUUAAUGUAAUUCUCAACUUGAUUGGCUUUAAGAGAUGCAAAGGAGACUAGUAAAGAACCCUUUUGAGUGUGUCUGGAUGGGUCAUGGGGACAUGACCUUGGGUACUACAUCUGGUCCCUGGCCCCUUCCUCGCUGACUCUUCCUCUGCUACCAUAACUUAGGCAGCUUUUCUCUUCCAGGUCCUCUCAUGAUGUUUCUGCCUUGGAGCUAGCUGACCAUGGUCUGAAAUCCUUGAAACUGAGCCAGAACAAACCUUUUCUCCUUUAAAUUGCGUGUAUCAGACUCCUGACCAACAAGCUAGAUGGGCUGACACUUGUCAUCAUCCGUGAGUAUACCCUUAUCUUGGCCACUUCUAUCUCCAAACAGUUGAUGACUAAAUGCACUGCCUGCAAUCCUGCCAAUUUGGAGGAUUUCCCUCUGAAUCUCAAGCUGACCUACGCAUGAACCAAACAUGAUUUUUUUCUUUCUGCACACUGGUCACAGGGAACCACCUGUGAGACCAGAGCUUAGUUAAGGGAGAAGCAUUGGAACAAUAGUGCUUGAUGACAUGGGGGUUUCAGCUACCUGUUUGUAAAGCCACCUUACAUGUGCUCUGAUCCUGUUUGAACCUAAUUGCAGACAUAUUGGAUUCCUUACAGAAGAUUGCUGUACAUACCUGAACUUAUGAACACAUUUUGUGAUCACUUAACACUGUAUGGUCACUUGAUGUCCCAUGGUCAGAUGCUCAGUGAUUUAACCAGGGCCCAGUAUCAUGACUGGAGCUGUUAUGUAGUUCUCUGCAGCAGAUGGCCAUGGCCUUGCUCCAGAAUCCUGUGGUCUAUGCCAUGAUUCGUCUACUGGGGCUUGCCAGAAGCACCACAUGGCAUGUUUAUGCAGUAUCAUGGUUAUCUGCUGACUCAUAUGGCCAGGAGACAGAGCUGCUUGUACCACAGGAUGUACUUACUAGAGAGCUCUUUAUCAUUCUGGCCUCACCUAAAGGCUGGCAGCUUUCCAAGCCACCUGAUAAAUGUAUUGCCAAGUACUGUGAAUAUGCUGCCUCCAAAACCCUAGGAACCCUACCAAACAUUCUGCUUUUCUGGUGAUAAAAAUGCAAGUUACAAGAAUUUGCCUUGCACUUUGGAGGGGAUGUUCCAGAAUGCUCAAGACCACUGGAUCCUUAAAAACUUCACUGAUAGGGCAAAGCCCCUAAAUUUUGGUAACUUUAUCUCCCACCCCCUAGAACAGAUCUUACCAACAUGUACAGAGCACUUGCUAGUUACCUAGAGACUAGUUAACACAGUGUCAUCAAUAUAACAACUAAUGCAGCAUUCUUCUGGAUGCCCAGGUUGUCUAAGUACCUUUGGACAAUAAAUGACAGAGAACAGAAUAAUUAAUAUUGCCAUGGUGCAAGAGUAUAUUGUGUCCAUGUGGGUACAAACAGCUUCUGAUCCUUCUUCCUGGUGGAUACAGAAAAGAACACAUUGAAAUCCCUCUUCCACACAGAUUUGUCUAUUUGAGAAAUGUGAAGGUUUUGUCUUUUCUUUUCAGCUUUCAAAUGCAUAACGUUUAAGUGUAUCAUUUCACAAUUUCUUAAACACAUGUGUACUCCUAUGGUACCACUGUCCCUAUUGAGAUACAGCAUUUUCUGCAUUAUUGAAAGUUUCUCGUCUUGUUUCUGGCAAGUCAAUAUUCUCUAGUAGUAGUCACCAUUAUGAGAUGUGAUUAUUUUUGCCUGCUUUUUUACCUCAUAAAACUGAAUUCUGUUGUGUCUGGCUUCUCUCAUUCAACAUCAUGUCUGUUUUUUGUUCCUUUUCAUUGGCAUGUAGUAUUCCACUGUGUUCCGUAAUAGUUGUCUGAUUCUACUGUUGAUAGAUAUUGGGGUUGUUUUCUAAACAUUUCUGGGCAUGUGCUUUGUUUGAAAAGAAACACAUUUUCAAAUCAAUAGGUAUAUGCAGUACCAAAGCUAUAAUAUAACAUACUCUAGUUAAGAUAUGGAAUCUGGCAAAGCAACUAUGAUGGGGACAAAUUUGGUUAAAUUCAUAGCAGUCUACUAAUGUUCUACACUAUGAUCCACACAGUUUUGCAGAGAUCAGACUGGAAAGCUAUGUUAUGAUAAGAAGCAUGAAUACCUGCAUUCUUUAAGUGACUGAGGAUGGCUUUAAUCUCCAUUAUCUUCUAGCCUGCAUUACUAUUUUUUAUUUAAUAUUUUGAUAGAGAGAGACAGUUUCAAGGAUUACUACUUGGAUUUUCCUACCACAAUAACCCUUGUUCUACAGCCCAAGGAACCAAUGUGAGAAUUCUGCCACCUGAUAAGUCUUUCCAAUUUCCAUGAAGGAACCAGGGAGAUAAUCACAGAUUGGAGCCAAGGACUUGGUGAACCUGCGUUAUAUGAAUCUGGGUCAGAACUCUAGUUAGUAGCUGGCUGUCAUUCAGUUCCUGCUAAUAAUAAUGCAGCUUCUCUUUCAGCUGAUGAGUUUAGGAAAUGACUCAGGUCUAGAAACUGGACAAGGGAUCAUGACUUUCCUUUAGGAUGGCUGUCAUUAGCCUUCUGCUAACCUAUGAUUAAUUAGGAGUUAUCUUUUACUGUAUAUACAUUUAGCACAGUUCUUUCUGGCUGCUCAUCUCUCUUAUCCCUAGAAGAACCAUAUUCUAUUAAUCCUCUCCAUAUGUCCAUAAAGGUUGGUCCUUCUGGUAGACACUCUGACUUAUCUGUCCCUUAGAGCAAUUAAGUGGUUCUCAUAGUGAAGUACUUUCAAUAGCUAAGUGCUAUCACCCAUGCUCAUAUCUCCUUUACUACUGGAAGCCUGACUGUGACAGCAUCUGUUGUCAUCAGCAUUAGCUGCAGAGGGCAGUUUCUCAGUGACACUGAUCCCCUUUUUGUCUGUGGAUUUCUUGUUGCA